Molecule: messenger RNA, 799 nt
Organism: Linderina pennispora
Lineage: Eukaryota; Fungi; Kickxellomycota; Kickxellomycetes; Kickxellales; Kickxellaceae
Product: thioredoxin-like protein
Exons: 2
Coding region: 79-705 (208 amino acids)
Biological process (GO): glutathione metabolic process
Cellular component (GO): peroxisome; mitochondrion
Molecular function (GO): glutathione peroxidase activity; glutathione transferase activity
Source: RefSeq, a predicted model, not a curated record
CCAAGCCACGAAGCACCUUCUACCUCCGCAUUUCUUUACUCUCAGCAGACAUUCGCCUUGUAUUUUUUAUCAUCACACAUGGCGGUCCCGGAGAUCAUCUUCUACUUUGAGUCGGCGUCAUCGUACAGCUACAUUGGUUUCGAGUUCAUGGAGCGGUACAAGAGGCUGUGGGACGUCAAGGUCGACUACCGGCCAUUCAACCUGAUGCAGGUGAUGGCCAAUGCUAAGAACAAGUUCAGCCCGUACAAGCUGCCGUUCCUGUUCACUGACCUGAAGCGGACAUCGGCGAUCACAAAGAUCCCUACCCGUAUGAUACCAACGACGGCGCUACGCACGCUGCAAUUCAUUAAGACGCAGCAGCCGGAGAAGAUGCCCGAGGCCAUGCGCAGGCUGUGGAAUAUGGAGUACGUGCAGCUGGUUGCGCCGGCCACGCCCGAGCUGGUCAAGCAGGCGCUCGAGGGCGUGGUUGACCCGAGUGUUGUUGAUGAGGCUCUGAAGAGCGAGGACACGCUAGAGGCAGUGGUGCAGAACACUGAGGCGGUCAAACAGCUCAAGGGAUUCGGUGCGCCGACGAUUCUUGUGUCCAAGGGCGAUGGAUCGAAGCCCCAGUUCUUCUUCGGCUCGGACCGGUUCGAGCACAUUGCCAUUUACCUGGACAAGGAGUUCCUGCCCAGCAAGCAGCUGUUUGCGUCACCGCGCAUCUGAGCCGCCCCUUGCUUGUCUGCACGCUUUCUGUCCGCCAAUUCGCCCCCACUGCUUUGAUCAGAUCAGAUCAGAUCAAUAUAUCCAUGUCGCCUAU